UUUCAUCCUAUUUAAACUUUGCUUCGCUCAUCGCAUUCCCUCCAAAAUCACCAGCUCUCAUAAAACCUGUGAAUUCUUUGACAUAUAUAUAUAUAGCAACAAUCAGUUUUGGAUUAAUUUGCUGCUCGGAUUGGUCUCUAAGAGGGUUUUUGAGCAAAGGAAAUGUCUCCUGCUGUUUCGUUGUCUGCAUCUUACCUGCCCGUUUGCAAAUUCCAGGACUUCCCUAAAGAUGAUCAUCUUCCCAGGAUGACUGCUGCUGCAAGAGAGAUGAACCCGUGGCAGAAAUCACAGCAAGAAACCAAGCCCGGGAGAAGACAACUGAUGAUUAAUACUACUGGGAUUACUCUUCUGGGAGGGGUUCUAACGCAGCCUGGAAAAUCAGCAGCAGCAGAACCUGAGAGCCCAUUGGAGGCUACAUCAAGCAGAAUGUCGUACUCGAGGUUCUUGGAGUACUUGGAUCAAGAUUCUGUCAGGAAGGUGGAUUUGUUCGAGAACGGGACUGUUGCAAUCGCUGAGAUAUUCAAUCCAGCGCUGAACAAAAUCCAGAGAGUCAGAAUUCAGCUGCCUGGAUUGCCACAAGAACUCUUGAGGAAACUCAAGGAGAAGAACGUAGAUUUUGCGGCGCACCCGAUGGGAGUGAACGUUGCUGCAGCCACUCUUGACAUACUGGGGAACUUGGCUUUUCCAUUGAUACUGUUGGGAGCUCUAUUUUUGAGAACUAGGUCUCCCAAUGUCCCUGGAGGUCCUAACUUGCCGUUUGGGUUGGGAAGGAGCAAAGCUAAGUUCCAGAUGGAACCCAAUACAGGAGUGACGUUCGAUGACGUAGCUGGAGUUGAUGAAGCAAAGCAAGAUUUUCAGGAGAUUGUUGAGUUUCUCAAGACCCCUGAAAAGUUUGCUGCAGUAGGUGCAAGAAUACCGAAGGGAGUGCUCCUGGUUGGACCUCCAGGAACCGGGAAGACGUUGCUGGCUAAGGCCAUAGCUGGUGAAGCUGGAGUGCCCUUCUUUUCGCUAUCGGGAUCAGAAUUCAUUGAAAUGUUUGUUGGGGUUGGAGCUUCCAGGGUGAGGGAUUUGUUCAACAAGGCUAAGGCAAAUUCUCCUUGCCUGGUCUUCAUCGAUGAGAUAGAUGCCGUUGGAAGGCAGAGGGGAACUGGAAUUGGUGGAGGAAAUGAUGAAAGGGAGCAGACGCUUAAUCAGUUGCUCACAGAAAUGGAUGGUUUCACUGGGAGCAGUGGAGUGAUUGUCAUAGCAGCUACUAACAGGCCUGAAAUUCUUGAUGCUGCUUUGCUCAGGCCUGGAAGGUUUGAUAGACAGGUUACUGUCGGGCUACCAGAUGUUAAAGGGAGGGAAGAGAUACUCAAGGUUCACAGUAAAAACAAGAAGCUGGACAGCGAUGUUGAUCUGAGUGUUAUCGCAAUGAGAACUCCUGGAUUUAGUGGGGCAGAUCUAGCAAACCUGAUGAAUGAGGCUGCAAUUCUUGCUGGUAGGAGAGGUAAAGACAGAAUUACUUUAAAAGAGAUUGAUGACUCGAUGACAGAUGGGAAAAGCAAGAUCUUAGUCGCUUAUCAUGAAAUUGGACAUGCAGUUUGCGCGACCUUAACUCCUGGACAUGAUCCUGUACAGAAGGUGACAUUGAUCCCACGAGGACAGGCUCGUGGUUUGACAUGGUUCAUACCUGGAGAAGAUCCAACACUAAUCUCUAGGAAGCAGCUAUUUGCUAGAAUCGUGGGAGGUCUUGGUGGUCGAGCAGCAGAAGAAGUUAUCUUUGGGGAAUCGGAAAUCACUACCGGUGCAGCAGGAGACUUGCAACAAAUAACUCAGAUAGCUAGGCAGAUGGUUAUAACCUAUGGAAUGUCGGAGAUUGGACCAUGGGCGUUGAUUGAUCAGGCAGUGCAGAGCAGCGAUGUGGUGUUGAGGAUGUUAGCAAGGAAUCAAAUGUCGGAGAAACUUGCAGAAGACAUUGAUAACUCUGUUAGGCAUAUAAUCGAGAGUGCAUAUGAGAUUGCGAAGAAUCACAUAAGGAACAACAGAGAGGCUAUGGAUAAGUUAGUUGACGUGCUAGUGGAGAGGGAAACUCUCACUGGGGAGGAGUUUAGGGCACUGCUCUCUGAGUUUACUGAUAUCCCUUCAGAAAAUGUAGACAGGAAACCUAUCAGGGAGUUGAUUGAGGCCUAGGAAGCGAAACACUACUUGACUGUACCAUAAUACAAGUAAGAGAACAGAUUUAGCAGAAAAACAAUCACAGCUUGCCUGAAACUGUUUCA
Molecule: messenger RNA, 2261 nt
Organism: Sesamum indicum (sesame)
Lineage: Eukaryota; Viridiplantae; Streptophyta; Magnoliopsida; Lamiales; Pedaliaceae
Gene: FTSH6
Product: FTSH protease 6
Biological process (GO): proteolysis
Cellular component (GO): chloroplast thylakoid membrane
Molecular function (GO): metalloendopeptidase activity; ATP-dependent peptidase activity; ATP binding
Source: RefSeq, a predicted model, not a curated record